GCCCAUUUAUGACCCUAUCCUGCUAGCUCUUUUAACGGGCUGGAUCUAUUCUUAGACUUUAGCCCGUUUAUUAUCUCAUCAGUUUUGCUGUAAUUUUCAAGACAAUAUUUAAAUCAACUGAAAAACAAAUCAUAAGACUUCUUCUUAACACAUAGACAUGACUAAAAACUACUGGAUUUGGGCUUAGUUUUAUAAACCCAAAAAAUAUGAGAUUUUCAGGCUAAGCCCACUUAAUUUUAGGUAUUUUGGACAUAAAUCCGUUUGGGAUAGGACCGGUCCGAAUACCCAAAACUUUAUACUUUAGCUUAAAUAUUAUCAUUCUUAUAAUCAAAACCAUUAUUAAUAUUGACAUAUUAUUUUAAUAUUUUUAUCCAAAUUCUAAUAAAGUAAAUAUAAAAGUUGUUAAUGCACUUUAUUGUUUGAUCAUUAUAAGUGUCAUAUUUUUAAUUUUGCAAAUACACUUUCUUCUUUUGUGUACAACAUAUUUUUUUAUUUCAAAAUACAAUGAAAAGUUUGCCAUAUUUAUCAAAAAUUGCAUUCUCUUAUAUAUAUAUAUUUAAUUUUAAUUUAUAUUUGAUUAUUUAAAUCUUAUUAAAUUUGGUAUGUUUAUAAUAUGUUUUUAAAGCAUACGAAAAAUAAAACAUUUUUGAUAAAGAAUAAAAGUUUAAACUUAAUUUUUUUUUUAACUAUUUUUAUGAAAAUUCAUAUGUAUUAAAAAGUUCAAAAAAAUCCGAAAAGCCCUAUAGCCCUAUAAAAGCCGAGCUAGACUUAAAUAUUACGGGCUUAGCGGGUUUGGACCGGACCAGUCCGAAUUGACACUUCUAUUAUAGCACGCUACUAAUAGGCAAUAGCGUUUUAAUUUAUUUCCACUUAAAUCUAAAGUCUAGAGAUGCAGGUUGCAAUAGCCUAUAUGUUGUUAACUGAGAAUAUUCUGCAAGGUAUAGCAUCUUUUCUGCUUUUUUAUGUAGCAAAGAAAGAUUAUUAUGCUAUGUUAUUUGACCUACCACUUAAUUUUACUUCUGAUUACUUGAGCUAGGACCACACCUCCAUCUUCUAAACACCGCAUUACUUUUGUAAUAAAUAUGAUCAAUCCGCGACAAAAUCUUGUUUCUUUAACUUGAACGAACGAGACUAUAGAUUAAGUCACAAUAAAUAUUUACCCCCACGAGUACAUGGAACCCUGUGCAACUACUUUGCUUUAGGACGCUUUUUCUUUUGUCUCGUUACAAUCAUUUGAACACAAUCGAGGAGAUUAAUUAUUGAUUAAUGUAAUCUAAAAAUUUGCAAAUUGUGAAAAAAAGAACCUUAGACGAUGGUGGACGUUAUCGAUCAUAUUAAUAUUAAAAUGAUGGCAACUUGGGGUUUAUAAAUACCAAGUUGUAACAUAGAAAACGAAUCUACAUAAUGUAGAGCGACCGAGAUUUGAUUGUUUAGAUCAAACACAUUAAAACCAGUAACCUACUGUCUUAAUUUUGGUUGUUUAUUAUGAUUUAUGAAUGGUGACCAAUUAGAAUGUCAAGAAGUGUAGAGCAUUUAGGGGAAGUUAUGAAUUACAACGCAUGGUACCAUAACGUUCGUGAAUACAUAAUGCUCAAAAACAUAAAUUAAAUUUCGUGAACAUUUAGAAUAUUUUUCGACACUCUCUUUUACAAAAUGUGCAUGCAUUCAGUUUUGUAGCGUUUUUCACCUCGUUCGCCUGGCAGGUUUUGGGUAAAUUCAUUUGUUAGUUUUAAACGUUUACUCCAAAUACUAGCCGAGAGAAAGUAUAAUUUUAGUAUUUGGCGUUUUACAUGUUACACAGCAAUAAGAAAACCUAUUCCAACAAUGUGAAAAAAAUAUCAAAUAUUUUCAUAUAAACACAUAAAUUACGUUUGGAAGCAGUCUAGACUUUAUUUUCGGUCAAAAUUUUUACAUUUUUAAGUUUUACAAAUCAGCAUAAUCAUUUCUAAUACAUGAAUGUGAUUCUUCAUUCUAUUCACAUAUAUGCUAAUGAUUUGUUUCGGUAGAGCACAUAUAUAUACAUGUCAAAUAACUGAAUCACUAUAUGGCUAUAUGCUAGACACCUAGUCUUAGAGUUUUUUCCUAGUUUUAGAGUUAUUACGGAAUUAACACGACUAAUCUAUAUUAUAUAUAUAUAUAUAUAUAUAUACUUUAGUUAUUAAUUAUUGUAAAGCACAAUACUUGUAUACUGAAGUAGCAUAGAGAGAUCACUAAUUAGGCAGCUAUAUAUAAGCAAAUAACAGUUUCAACUCUCCGCUCUAUCGGACUUGACAGAGAGAAAAAAAAACAUCUUAUCAAAUUUAGUCCCGCUAGAUUGUGAACUAACGCUUUUGUUAAGUAUGUCAUGAUAUUACAACACAUGAUUUACGAUUGGUUAAUUCAGAAACACAAACUCCACUAAUACUAAAGCGCACACACAAUUCCUAGAAUACAAGAUGUCAUACUGAAAUUCCUUCUCUAUAUAAUGAUUAAAGAUGAAAGUGUCUUGUUUUGUUUUGCCUUCUUCGUCGUAAACGCAUUCGAAAAAAAUGAUUUUGUUGGUUGAUUAACUCCAUGUGCAAAUUCAGAGUUGAUAGGCUUUUGGGACUCAUCCUAAGUCAUAAACUUAUAAUUAACCGCAUCCUAUAAAUGGAGUCUGCCAGUUCUUUUGUAUAACAAGGAGUUUGCUGGUUGCCCUUUUCAACCUUCAAACUAUUCGCCACAUUGCAGUUUUGUACAUUGCAGUUUUUAUUAUUGAUCGACAAAUAGUAUUAAGCAAAAGAAAACAGUACAGAGUAGAAAAUAUGCUGUUAGAUGAUAAUUGUUAUGUUUAAAAAUGGUUUAGUUUAAUAAUAUAUAGCUGGAUCACGUUUUUGUAACAAUACUAUACGAUUAAGCUUGUUUUGGUCGGUGUCAAAGAGCAGAGACAGGACACUUUAGCUCAGUUAAGAGUUAAAUGCAGAUCAAAUCAUAUUACUAUUUAAGCAUCUUUGCAUUCAUGCUCCGAAUGGUAACAGCGGAUUGAGCGGUGCGGUUCUGACAGUUAUAAAAACAUAUAGAUAUAUGGUAUAUGUAAAGAUUUUUGUUAAUGUUAACUGCGGUGCGGUACGGAACGAAUGUUACCAUUCGGAGCCUCAGAAUAUGAGAUUCAAAAUUUCUGACAAAAGUCUUACUUAAAUUAUGUAUAUAUAUAUUGUAGUAAGAAAAACAUAUUUUCUAAACUAAGGACAUAAAAUAAUUUAAUUUGUUGAUUCUAACUAGCAUGUAUUAAAUCUUAUUUUAUAUUAAUUUAUACAUACAUAUUAAUUUUAUAAUUUAAAGAAUCAUUAAUUUAAGAAAUGUUGAUUUAAAUUAUAUUUUACUACAGAUGACAAUUUUAUUUAAGAGAAACAAAUAUAAUUUUCUGAUUACUUAAUUAGAAACAUUGACGAAUAAUUUUAUAACCAAAAUCAUUUCUAUGUACUAUAAUAAUUUUUUUUUAAAAAUGAUAAUCUGAAGAUUUCUGGCGAGCCGUGGUCCAACUAAUUUUUUUGGAUUUGUCUAUCUAUAUCAGAUAGACCCAGUUUUACUUUAGAAAUAAAAUAUUCAUACUGCCUGAGCACAUAAACAAAUAUGUGAGAUACUAGAUUUUUAAUUCAAAGUGUUUAGCACCUCUUCAAAUCCGUCGGACCACGACUAUGUUUAUAUAGUUAGUUAUUAAAGGUCUUAGACCACCUCCAUUGAAAAUUAUAUCCAUUAGACUUCUUAAAAUACAUAUGUAUAUAUGUAUAUGUUAUAUAAGUGUAUGUAGAUAUGAGAUCCACUACUUUUGUGAAAAACUCUAUCCAACAUUCUUAAAACAUUAUAUGCAUUUUAAUAACUCCAUGAGUAAAAUCUCUAUUGGAAGUGCUCAUAUGUAUCAUCUAAUGAUUAUAAUAUUUUUAAAUUAUGAAUAACUAUGGCUAUAACUGGUAAAUUGUUUUAGAAAUGUAUGGAAUAAAAAGAAUUGGAAUAAAUGGGAUACAAUGGAAUGUAAUGACUCUAAUUUGAGGGAUAAAAUGAAUGAAAUAUAUAUUUUGUAUCCAAUUAUAUUUAAGUUAUUUCAUUCCUCUCAUUCUUUCUAUUCCUCUACUUUUUUCAUCGUGAAAGAAUUUUAACGUAAUUUACAGUUUUUUUUUAUUUAUCUCACAGGAAUGGAUGGAAUCAAAAAGUUUGCUGUUUCCUUGUAACUGGUAGUUUUUAUUUGGAAUUCUUAUGAAUGGCUAAUUUCACGUAAUUCCAUUCAUAAAAAUUACAUUCCAGUUGUAGCCUAUAUAUAUUUUUCUGGAGUCAGUUCCCGUAAAUAAUUUAGAGGUAUUAAUAUAGUGUUGAAAUACUAUAAAAAUUAAUGGAUUCAUCAAUAUAUAUAUAUAUAUGUUUAUUAUAAAACAUAAAUUAUACUCAAUUCAAUAGCAUGCAUUAAUUUCUUGUCUAACGUAAAAAAACGAGGGAACAAGACGAACCUAAACAAGCAUUAAAACGAAAAAAACAAAAAAGAUUUUAAGUUUUGAACUAAAAGGAAAGAUUGUGACAAGAAUGGAACGCUCGUGAAGUUAAGCUUAAUCUUCACUGUGAGUUAAAGAUCAUGUGCCGCUAGAGACACGCUGACUCCAUUUAACUCAUCUGAGCUCUCUUUGUUUUAUUUUUAAAUAUAAACAGAAAUCAAAUCUCUUUUUAUAAAAUAAAAAUGUACAAUUAGAUCUUAUCUCUCUAAAGUAGUCAGUUCUAAAUAUAUUUAACUUUUCGUAGUCAAUAAAUUUUGCGAUUGAUUGCUUUGGUUGACCUUGUAUAUAUAUUUAUACUCGUCUGCUAUUUAAUUAAAGUCUCCUACUCAAAAUUUUAUCUUUAGAUACUCAAAAUUCUCUUAUCAUGUUCAAAUCCUAACACAAUAAAUAUCAUAUUUGUUGGAUGUUUUGAUAUAGAAUAAUCGAGAAGAUGUCUCUAAUAUCUUUUAUUAUCUUAUUAUCUUUCCUAAUAUACGCAUAAAAAUUAUUUUAUUUUGAAAACAAUAGUACUAUGAAAAAAUUAUAGAACUAAAUUAAUUUACUUCAUAAGUUUUAAUAGUAUACUAGAUUGUUUAUCCGCAUAUGUAGACAUUUUUCGUAUAUGUUUAUUAUUAAUACCAAAUUUAUUGAUCAAAAGAUUGCAUUUACAAAAAUAUGAGGGCAAUAGAUAACUUACGAAGAAAAGAAAGAAACAAUGUAAAAACUUAUACUAAGUUAACGUCAAACCAUCUUCACAGCAUGCCUGCUAAGGAGGUGAUUCACGGCGUAGUGCAGUAAGGAGAUACGAUUGCGGGAUUUUCCCAGUGCUUCUGCUGAGCUGAGCUUAUCUUCGGAAAUCCAAGCUCCACCAUGGUGUCUUAAAUUUAUUUCUCUCUAGAUAGCAUAUAACACAAUCUGGAAGGUCAUCCUCAUGAGAACUGUGUCAAUACGAGACCGAGCUGGAAUCAUGAGUGCAGCAACCGUGUCAUCCCAAUCAGGCGUUAUGACUUCUCCAAUUAAUCCUCAUGUUGUGUUCAUUCAGAUGGUAAAAGAAUAGGGGAACACAAAAAACAAGUGGUCUCUAAUUUCAUUUAUCUCUCCAUAGAGCAUGCAGUCUUGAGUUGUGCCCCAUGUUCUCAUUCUGUCACCAAUUGAUAAGCGAGUAAGAAAAGCAAGCUAUACCAUAAAGAAAUGUCUAGGCGCUGCUUGACUGAACCAGACCAGUGGUCUCCGUGGCAUUGCUUCCUACGUUGUUUUGAAAUAGUUCCAAGUAUGAAGUGAAGAGUAACCGGGCUUUAAUUCGUCAUGAUCGAUUUCCACAGUACCAUGUCAGCUCCUGAGUGAGGAUUAGGUGGUGGUGUAGCAGCAAUUCUUUCAUAUAUUUAUGGGCAGCACCUCUGACCCCUAUUUUUUCACAAAUAUUUAUUAUUACAUUAAUUCAAAAAUUAGCAUAAUAAGUUAUUGUUUAUGUCCUAAAAAUUAUGUUUUCUAGACUAAUUUUGUUAGUAUUAAUUUAUAAUAAUGAUUUAAUAUAAUAAAUAAAUUGAAAAUUGUUAAUACAAAAAAUAGUUGUUAAAUAUAUAAUAAAUUAUCUAAUCUAAUAAAUAUAUCUAAAAUUAUUAAUAUAAUUUUUAUUAAUUAUGUAAUAAAUUAUAUAAAUAUUUAUUAAAGCUAUCAAAACCUUGAGAAAGUUCACCAACAAAAGUCAAUUGGCCAACAACAUAUAGACUUUAACAUGACUAAUAGAAAAGGGUAAUGGACGAUGAUAUCUUAUGGAAUUGAACUUGCCAAUCAAAAUAUCAUUUUUCGAAGUUCUAGAAAGUAUUAGGGAUAGAUUAAAUAUCCACAUCCGAAUAUUCAGUCUGAAACCAUCUGAAUUUAGAAAUACCAAAAUAGAUAAGAUCCAGAGUAAAUAUUGGAAUAUGUCCUAAAUUGCUAUAUCUAAAUAAUCAAUAUCAACCUGUUCUUAAUGCCAAAUAAUUAUCGAAAAUAUUUUAAAGAUAAAUAAAUAAUAUAUAUGUAUAUAUGCACACAUUUAUCAGAUUGAUAAAAUGAACCAAACAUAAUUUGAUUUAUAAGUACACAUUUGAAUGAGUCACAUGCACCUAAUUUCGAUAUUUGAACCAUUUCGUAAUAAUUUCACUAUCAAUUAAAGUAGUAUAUAUUAAAAUAUCCAAAUGUAUAAAAUUGAACACAUAUUGAAUAUAGAGAUACAGUAAAAAUUCUAUAAAUUAAUAAUGUUAGAAGUAUAGUAUUUUAUAAAUUUAUAAAAUAUAAUUUUGUAAAAUAUAAAAUAUAUUUGAUUUUACUAUAUAUGCACUAUUAAAAUUUUCAAAUGCAACUUUCAUAUAGCUUUUAUCAUAUGAUAUGGUGUAUAUAAUAUAUGUUUCAUAGAAUUUAAAUAUAGUUUUAGAUAUAAUUCUACUAAAUAUCAUAAAAAUAUAUUAAAAUAUUAAGAAAACAUAAAGAUAAUUUUAUUAUGAAUAUAAAAAUGACACGAUAGUUUUUAUAUAAAUUGUAAUAUACAUAUAAAUUCAGGGAACACUGAACUUUUUUUAAAAAAUCACCAAAAGAACCUCCAAAGAAAAAAAUAACUUUUAUUUUGGAAACUAUUUUAAAACUUUUAUUUUUAAAUUUUAGUACUUAUUAUUUUAUUUUUAAUUCUAAACCCCACCUCCGAAACCCAACCCCUCAAAUCAAAACAUUUAAUCUAUAUUAGUUAACCAUAGGGGUAUAACUGUCUAUUUAUCCUUCAAUGAAACUUUUUUGGUCAUUUUUCGUUGAGAGCUCUUUUGGCGAAAAAUCUAAAAAAUGGUUAUUUUAGAAAAAAUUUCUAUAAAUUAUUUUCAUAUGAUAAACAAAAAAAUUAUUAUUUUAUUAUCUUAUCGAUUUGUGUCAUAUUUAAAUCAGUCUAACUUGGAACUGAAAAAAUUUUAUAUUUAUCAAGUAUUAACUUAUUGAGUUUCUAUUGUAUAUGUUUAGAUAAAUGUACAAAGCUAAAAAUAAAAUUGGUUACUCUUAUAGAUAUAAUCAUUAAGUUAUAGUCAAUGGAAAAUUUAUUAUGUUAAUAUAAAAUUCUUUUAAUUGUGUAAUGAAUUAUAUAUAUAAUAAUCUAUUAAGGAUCCUAACAAUUGUAAGAGCUCUAACUUUUAUCGUGAACUUUUGGGUCAAAAAAGAGUUCGGGUCAAAAAACCAAUUCGUAAAUAAAAAUCUAAAUUUAAAAUAUAAGCGGGAAAAAUGGCUAAUUUCCUAAAUAGUUUUUAGUUUUUGUUCUAUGAAUAGCUUUCAAGGACAAAAGUUUUCAAAAAUAACUUUCAUAAGUGGAUAAAAAUACAAUUGUAUAUUUAAUUACAUGUUUUACUUAAUUAUUUAAUAUAUAAUAAAUAAAUAUUAAAAGUUAAAAUAAUAAAAUUGAUUUUGUUUUUUCAGAAAUAUAUUGAAUGUAACUUUUAUGCAUAUUUAGAAAAGUUUUUCUAAAUAUGUAUGACAUCUUCUUAAAUUUGAUUUAAAUGCAUAUUUAAAAAACAUUACUGAAUAUAAAAAAAUCUUUCUAAAAUUUUACGAUGAUAUUUUAAAUAUUUAUAAUAUCUUUCUAAAAUUUAGAUAUUAAAUACAUGAAUAUCAUCCUAAAAAUUUAGAGAGAUAUUACAUAUAUUCAAGCAUAUAUUGGUAAGUGUCCAUAUAAUUAAGAUUCAGCAAGGUAUUCAUAAUAUAUAUUAGUGAAGGUUUAAGAAUGUACUUUUAAAUACACAUAUUUGAGAAAAUUUCUAAUAACGGAGUUCAGUUUGUACAUAAAGCAGUAUCAGUUAAGUUUUUUUUUUAAAUAAAUUUUACAAUUAUUCUAAAAGACUUUUACCUAAGGCUCGCUUCAAGAUACAAGGAAUUUGCAUCUAAUGAAUCAAAAGUAUAUUGCCAUAUAUUUCUCCAAUGUAUUAAAAUCUGAGAUUUGUUGUUUUGCUCCCCACAGCUCACACUUCGAGUUUUCAUAGAUUCUUGUUGUUUCUACUCUAUCUUUUCAAAACAUAUUUCCUUAAUUUCUUCGCUUAUGUUGGACUGAAAAAAUGUAUAUGGUAAAAAGGAGAAACUGUAUUCUUCAGGUACGAAACUAGGAGGAAUGUAUCAAGUUAAUAGCAUAUACAUGUAGACAUGAAGCGAGUAAGAAACACAAAGUUGGCAGAAAAAAUUUGUCCGUAAACUUUUUGCGCAAUUUGUCCGUAAACUUUUUGCGCUAGCGUAAUAUCAAUAUACAGACAGAAAACUGCAGGUACAUGGAGUUGAUAACAAAAGCAAAAUUACACGAUUUUCUGUUUGUUUGGUGAUUUGAUAUGAAUCGUGAUUUAAAAAAAAAAGAUUUGAUACGAGUUUUUGUGGUGCAACAGAUUAGUGCAUACAUGAAUAAAUUAAUAAUGAACUCAUAUAAAUUAACUACAAGAUCGUGGUCUAAUAGACGGAUUCUGGAAUGCUAAGCAAUCCGGAUUCGAAGAUAUUCCAUUACAAUUUACACUUCACUUUGUGCCUACGUAAUUAUGAUCAUCCAUGUUUUAGUUUUUCUUCAAAUAUCUAGAGUGAAAAAGUUUAUCCGUGAACCAUAACAUCCAUUUAGAGAUUAGUACAGGAUAAACCAAAAAGAAAAAAAAAUCAUUAUGAAUUUAAACUUUUUAAGUGUUCACGUCGGUCGGUGUAAGUGUACGCACCUCCCGAAAUGCAACGUGUGUGUUGUUAAUCAAAGAACAUGGGCGUGUGCGUGCCUUUGUGUGUAAACGCUUUGACCAGUCAAACAACUCACACUUUGUCCCUUUCCUUACAGUCUUCACAAUUGCACCUGUGUCUACGUAGACGUCAAAAGAAAACCAUGGCUAGUGACUAGUGAGUAAUUAUAGUAUUUCAAAGGAUCUCCGUAUUUUCUUAAAUACUUCCGCUGUUUUCGGAAGUAAGAUAUUUUAGAUUUUUUACUUGUUCCAUAAAAAUAGUUUUUUCUAUAUGUUUAAGAUAUUUUAUUAUACUUUUAAAAACAUUAAACAGAAAUAUUUAAAUUUAUUAAAUUUCAUUGGUGAAAAGUUAUUGAAAAGUGUUAAAAAAAUUUAAAAUUAUAAAUAUUUAUUAAAUUUUUAAUAAGCGUGAACACUUUACAAAAUUUUACUUUCGGAAAACAAAGGAAGUAUAAUUUAAAAAUCAUGAUCAAAGUUAAUUUCAAAAACUUGUGAUAUAGUGUUCUUACCAUUAAAUUUAUUGUUAUAUAUAAAAAUAAUUUUACAGCUUCUUGCCACUAAACUACAUGCACGGCCGGAUUUUUAGACCAAGAUCAAUAAAACAUUAGUAUUGAUUUCUAAAACUUUUAUAUGCUUUUAACAUAAAAGCAGAUGUUCAAAUUAUUUUUAAAAAAUUAUAAAAUUUUAUAAUAAAUGUGUAAGAGUUUCAAAUUCUCAGAUCGGGUUUUGACUAGAUAACAUAACUUUAUAUGUUAUAAUAUUCUUUAAAAGAAAUACUAAAUUUUCCUUUGUUAGAUAUAUUGUGUCAUGUUUUUGAAUUAAUAUUUUUAAACUUUAUAUUUUUGAUGUAAACUAAAUAAUAACUCGAAACUAACUAAGACAGUAACGUAGAAAAAGGUUUUAGAGAUAUAUUUCAGAAUCUUUAAUAAAAUAAUAUAAUAAUUAAUUCGGUUUUGCUGUCAACAUUUCGAUUUCAAUUAGUGGAGAAAAAUGUCAUUUCCAGAAUAAUCCUUUGAUUUUUUUUUAAGAAAAAGCGUAUAUCAGUUAGAAAUCAAUAUGUUUCAAAAAAAAAAAAAAAAGUUAGAAAUCAAUAUAAUAAUUGAAUAAAAAAGUACCUGUGGACGUGGUGGACGAAACCCUAAAUAUCGAAAAUGUAGAUUUAGAGAGUCGAAUUUCGAGGAAUGGAUAUGCAUAUUAUACUUAUAAAAUAUAGUUCCUUCUCUUGAUAAGCGCACAAAAUUCAAUUACAUAUCUUCUUUUAGUUUAACAUUUUUACCGUAGAUAUAACAGCAUAUAUAUCAUAGACGGUCGGUCUGCUCUUGUAAAGGAGAUUACCAAAUACAUAUUUCACUAACUAAUACUCCAUCUAUUUUAUAUUAGAUAAUGUGUUAUCCUAAUGCAUAAAUAUUUGAAACACUACCGUUAUUAAAAUAUAUUAUUAAAAUAUAAUUUAAAAUUAAUUUAACUAAUUAUAAAUAGAAUAAUAAAAAUACAACUGGUUAGACUGUUUUUAAUAAAGUUAAAAUUAUAUAGGUUUGUGCAAUUACGAAACAGUAUUUUUUGUUAAAAACAUCAUGUAUAUUAAAAUAAAGUAUUAUUUUAUGGCGUUGCCAAACUUUAUUAUGUUUAAAGAAUUAAGAUUAAUUAUUUUAGUUAAUAAAAACUCUUAAGUACUCCCUCUGUUUUUAAAAGAUGCAUAUUCUAGAUUUUACACAUAUAUUAAGAAAACUCAUUAAAUAUGCAUUGUUUUUUGUGAAUAACAAUUUUCCAUAACUUUAAACCAAUAGAAAUUCAAUAAACACCAUUAAUUUUUUUGAAACUUAUAAUUUUUCAUAAAAUCAUACAUUGAAAAAGUAAAAAAUGUAUCUUUUUAAAACAAAUUUUUUUUCUAUAACAUACAUCUUUUUUUUCUAUAACAUACAUCUUUUACAAGCCUUUGGAAAAUUUUAUGUCCAUUAAAGUAUAAUUAGUUUAGUUAGUUGAAACAUACCUUUGGAAAAUCUAACAUAUGAACUGUACUAACGCAAGUGUCGAAUUCCAAACUGGAAACAUUUCAAUAAGUUUACAAUUUAAGGAAAUUUUGGGCUAGACUCAACAAUAAGGUUAUACAUAUCAUUAUGUCAAACUUAGAUCUAUAUAUAUACAUAUUAAAAUUAUGAGAUUCUCUGAAAUCGAUAUAUAAUAACAAAAGUUGUCAGGAGGGAUAUAAUUCAAUAUUUGAAAAACAAGAUUCGCAUUAAAAAAGGCUAAUUUCAUUGUUUGUCUAUAUUUUCCAUUAACAAUUAUUAAAAAAAGCCUACUAAAUACUACCGUCACUUCACUUUUUUCCUUCAUACUCUCAUCUUUACUGACUUACUCUCUCUCUCUCUCUCUCUCUCUCUCUCUCUCUCUCUCUCUCUCUCUCUCUCUCUCUCUCUCUCUCUCUCUCUCUCUCUCUCCUUUUCCCGGCAUAACCUGUGUGUGAUCCUAAAGUCCAUAACCUGUUUCAUCCAUAAAGUAUAGUUUGCUUCAGUACCUAUUAUACUCUUACUAGUUUCGAAUUAUAUUCAAACUAAACAAAAGAAAUGUCGGGAAGAAUAUCACGUUCGAGGCAAGUAUCAGGAACUUCAAGGAUCUCAGAAGAACAGAUCAAUGAUCUCAUUAUCAAGUUGCAGCAGCUUCUUCCUGAGCUCAGGGACAGUCGUCGCUCUGACAAGGUUUCAGCAGCGAGAGUGUUACAAGAGACGUGCAACUACAUAAGGAAUCUGCACAGAGAGGUUGAUGAUCUAAGUGAGAGGCUAUCUGAGUUACUUGCAAAUACAGACACUGCUCAAGCUGCUUUAAUCAGAAGCUUACUUACCCUAUAAUUCAUAUCUUCUUCUUCUUCUUUUCUACUAAUAAUAAUAAUAAUAGUAUGCGGAUUUGUUUUUCUAUAGAUGAUAUGACCUUAUAGAUUUUGAUGUUAUGAGUUCGUCACUUUCUGCGUCGGUCAUAAAUAUUCGCUUGUUUCCUAA
Messenger RNA from Brassica rapa (field mustard), 12183 nucleotides. Its product is annotated as transcription factor PRE3. Gene Ontology annotation, molecular function: protein dimerization activity. The record is from RefSeq and is a predicted model, not a curated record. Lineage: Eukaryota; Viridiplantae; Streptophyta; Magnoliopsida; Brassicales; Brassicaceae. Gene Ontology annotation, biological process: regulation of DNA-templated transcription; regulation of growth.